GAAACAUGAUAAAAAGUGAAGAAGUUUCUGAUCUGAAUGGCCGCUCGGCCAUGAGUGUGGACCAGCUGGGGGGUUCCUACUACCAUCCGCAUCCAUUCACCCACCCACAUCCGCAUCAUUCGCAUCCUGCCAGCCAUUCCGUGCAUCUGUAUCGCACGGGCAAUCUGCUCCCUCCUGGCGGUGGCUAUCAGACUGGAAUGGGCGGGGGUGGAGAGUCGCCCACUGAUAUGAUCGAUGAGAAGCCCAAUAUCGAGUACAUGGAUCGCAAGUGCUAUAUGGAUGCCAGUGGCAUGGCCACGCCCACCUCACAGCACUACAGCCUGAAUGCUCUGCAUAGCAUGGGAACGCCGCCGGCUUCGUCGAGUCCCAUUCCACCAUACGGCGCGCUGAUGACGGCCCAAUCCCAUUCGGCGGGCUCCAUGUCGCCGAAUUCCAGCUCGAAGACGCCCACGGAUCAGGACAUGCAGUACGUGAGCUCCUCGUCGGUGAAGGCACCACCGCUGCAGAUGCAACUGCAGCCGAUGAACCACCAGUACACAUCGACCAUUAAGUACUGCUCGAACAAUACAAUCCUCAGUGCUAAUGAUUACCAGCUGCUGACCAGCCACGAGGUGGAUCCACAGCCACAGUUGCAGCAUCACCAUCCGCAGCAGCAUCAGCAGCACCCCCCAGGUAGUGCCUAUAUGCCAAUCUCUGCCUCGCCCACGCAGGUCAUCACCAAUGCCCAUGGAAUGUCCGUUCCGAAUUACUCCAGCGCCAGCUCCUCGCCUGCCAAGUCCCUCAAUGGCUCUGAUUCCUUGCCACCAGCACCAGCCUCCAGUCAGAGCUCCCAGGGCAAGUCGGGUGGUUUGAAGGCCCAAGAUAUUACCAGUCCAGAUACAACUAAAAAGUCCGGAACUCGGCGUCCGGAAAAACCCGCUAUGAGUUACAUCAAUAUGAUUGGACACGCCAUCAAGGAGUCGCCCUCGGGAAAGCUCACACUCUCGGAGAUUUAUGGGUAUUUGCAGAAGAGCUACGAGUUCUUCAACGGGCCAUAUGUCGGAUGGAAGAACUCGGUGCGUCAUAAUCUCAGCCUGAACGAGUGCUUCAAGAAGCUGCCCAAGGGCAUGGGUGUUGGAAAGCCAGGCAAAGGCAACUACUGGACAAUCGACGAAAACUCGGCGCACUUGUUCGAGGAUGAGGGAAGCCUGAGGCGUCGUCCGCGUGGAUAUCGCUCUAAGAUCAAGGUCAAGUCGCAUGCAGGUCUUGCGAAUGGCUUUUACGCUGGCAGUUAUGGAGAUGCGGGAAUGGACAAUGCCAACUUCUAUGCCUCUCCUGCUUAUGCCAGCUAUGAUUACAGUCCUGGACCGAAUGGCGUCUCCCCGGCUGGCGCUCAGGGUUUCGGGGAUGCCUGGAAUGUUCAUGCCGCUCACAGUAGAUCCCCGGGUGUGGGCAUUGGCGGUCUGCCCCAGUACUCAAACAUCUCUUGCUUGACAGGAGGCAAUAAUUUGAAUGGAUCUUCCACCCCGCCGAUGGCCCACCCUGCCCUGGGUAUGGGCUCCGGCCCAGGCUCCUCUCCAGCUGGAUCUGUGGUGCCGGCGCUUCAAAGUGAUUAUGCGCCAGCCGCCAGUCUCGUGGCUGCGGGCUAUUCCUAUGCAACAAGUGUCAAUCGCUUGGAUAACGAUUUCCGCUCCUUAUCGCUGCAGCAGCUUCCCGGCCUGUCCACCAUCCAGCACGCUCAGGCCCAAGCCCAUGCACAGGCCCGCGCAGGCACAGGCACAGGCACAGGCGCAGGCGCAGGCACAGGCGCAGGCGCAGGCGCAGCACCACCAUCAGAACCAUCAUGAUCAUGGAUCCAUGAUCGAUCGAUAGAUCGCAAACCGGUUUACCUGCCGCCCAUAGCUCCGCCCCCCACAUCGGUGGCGGUGAAUGGCGGGGGCUACUACGAUGCUCUCAAGUACCCCAAUUAGCCACAGCCACGAGCCAAUGGGGAGUUGUCAUCAUUAUUACCUCAAAGGAUAAGCAAUUUAAUGAGCUGUUUAAGUAGUGCCAGACAAAAGAUAGUUGCAUAGU
Messenger RNA from Drosophila persimilis, 2052 nucleotides. Its product is annotated as forkhead box protein biniou. Lineage: Eukaryota; Metazoa; Arthropoda; Insecta; Diptera; Drosophilidae. Gene Ontology annotation, biological process: animal organ morphogenesis; regulation of transcription by RNA polymerase II. Gene Ontology annotation, molecular function: DNA-binding transcription factor activity, RNA polymerase II-specific; RNA polymerase II cis-regulatory region sequence-specific DNA binding. Gene Ontology annotation, cellular component: nucleus. The record is from RefSeq and is a predicted model, not a curated record.